Molecule: messenger RNA, 3488 nt
Organism: Megachile rotundata (alfalfa leafcutting bee)
Lineage: Eukaryota; Metazoa; Arthropoda; Insecta; Hymenoptera; Megachilidae
Product: mutS protein homolog 4
Biological process (GO): mismatch repair; reciprocal meiotic recombination; intracellular protein transport
Cellular component (GO): nucleus
Molecular function (GO): small GTPase binding; mismatched DNA binding; ATP binding
Source: RefSeq, a predicted model, not a curated record
AUGAACGUAAUGCAAAAUGAUCUCUUUCGACCAGCUAAAGAACGAAACGAAGCGAGAUUACAAAGAGAAUUGGACUUGCCGCCCAUUUUAUCGAGACAUUACUUAGAUUUUAAUUUCGGAAGAAAGCAACAGACGAAUUGGAGACCAGCGAGUCCCAACUGUUCAAAAAGUUCAAAUUAUCAAAACCGGAAUAUACGUAUAUUCUAUGCUUAUGUUACAUGUACUCGUAGAUCUGGAACGAAAACGAAUACAGGUCCUGGUUCCAGCACACUCGAUUCCGGUAGCGGCAUCGUUCUCGCAAUAACAACUGGUCGUGGAGAAGCAAGAUUCGAAGUAGGAAUAGCCGCCCUGAACGUUCGAUGUCCACAUUUGAUUCUUUGUCAAAUCAGCGACUCUCAAACUUAUACAAACGCCUUGAGGAAAUUGUACCUGUUCGAUCCGAUAGAGAUCCUGAUGCCGGACACCAUGUGCGAACGUGCGGUGGGUAAAGGAAUCCUUUAUAGGUCGGUAAUGGAGAAAUUUCCAGAGCUGGAAGUAAUACCUAUAUCUCGCGUUCAUUUUAACGACGCGGUUGGAUUAGAACGAGUCAAGUCUCUCUGCAUCGCGGAAUACUCGUCAGUGGAGUUGUACGUUAAACAAAAGUACUACGCAUUGGCUGCAGCUGCAGCUCUGUUGAAAUACGUUGAAUAUACACGACGUGUGGUUUACGUGCCGAAAUCUAUGAAGAUCGAGUUCCAGGGUUCACCAAACUCUACCACGAUAGAUUUAGAAAGCGCGCGAAGUUUGGAGUUAGUUGAAUCCCAAUGUGGACAACGGAACAUGAGCCUCCUCGGUGUUUUGGAUCGUUGUUCAACACCGAUGGGCAGGAAGCUAUUGCGGACUAAUAUUCUUCAACCUCCUUGCGAAGAACGUAUCAUUCUAAGGAGACAGGCAGCCGUCGCCGAAAUAGCGUCUGAUAGUUCACUGAGGGCACUCGUUCAGUCCAUCGUACGGCGGCUCUACGGCGCGGAUAGGCUGCUGGCCCUUGCGACGACGCCCCUUAUACAAGACAAUAGCGUGCAAUGUGCCGAACAGAAUCUGAAUUAUGUUCUGCUGCUAAAAAAUUUGUUGGACGUCGUGCCGGAACUUGCGAGUGUUUUAUCGGCCGUUGAGUGCGACCUACUUCGUACAAUUCGGAAGGUAGACUUAUUAUUCAUUUAUGUAAACUUAAACGCACAGUGGCGUAUAUUGCACAGUGACUUUCAGAAACUGGACAACCCUGAGUUUCAGUCGAUAAGGGAGAGGAUUCUCGAGACGAUACAUCCAGAUGCGAGAUCCGUUACAGGUUAUACGUCGUCGAACAUGCAACGUUGUUUCGCCAUCAAGGCAGGAAUCAAUGACCUGUUGGACAUCGCACGACAAACAUACUGCGAAUUAAUCGACGAUAUGAAAACUAUGGUGGAGAAUCUGUCGGCAAAGUAUCAGUUGAUCUUGUCUUUAAAUUGCAAUGCGUCGUUGGGUUAUCAUGUACAAGUGAUACUACCUAAAAAUGUGAAUCCAGACACUUUUGAACCACCCGCCGAAUUCAUCGAGGUACGGAAGAAUAAGCGAUCGUGUACGAUGACCACUACGGUGCUGGCGACCUUGAGUCAACAAUGUAAAAUCGCGUGCGAAGAACUGCACCUUAUGAGCAACGUGCUCCUCUGUGACUUGCUGCAAAGUAUUCGAGGACACAUCGGUUGUUUAUUCCAACUAAGCGCCGACGUUGCAGAGUUGGAUCUCGUCACUUCCCUCGCUCAAGUCAGUACACUUCAAAUGUAUGCGAGACCAACGUUCGGACCAAGAUUGGAUCUGGUCGAGUCCAGACACCCGGUGAUGGAAGUUUUCGGUGUCGAUGCUCCCACACCCAACGACAUCGUAAACCCCUUCUUCUUUUCUACCGCCUCCGUACCUUACAACUUCUCUAUAAUCUCCGGACCAAACAUGAGCGGCAAAUCGACGUAUCUUAAACAGAUCGUUCUGCUGCACAUAAUGGCGCAGAUUGGAUGCUUUGUGCCAGCGAAGAACGCAAUGUUCCGCAUUACAGACUUCGUCUUUUGUAAAAUAGCUGUUCGGGACGACAUCGAAUGUAACGCUUCUACGUUCACCCUCGAGAUGAAAGAGGCACAGUAUAUUUUACGAUCUGUUACACCGACGUCGUUGGUCGUCCUGGACGAGCUGUGCAAAGGCACCGCGAUCGAAGAGGGCACCUCCAUCGCAUGGGCCAUAUGUGAACAGCUUUUGAACACAACCGCGUUUGUCUUCGCCGCCACUCACUUUUCCUACCUGACAAAAUUACCGGAUUUGUACCGUAACGCGACAAGGUAUACUCUAUCGUAUUCAAACUUGAUGAAACUCCUAUCUUCUGGCAUCUUUUGUAGUUACCACUUUGAAGCGAUAAAGGUGCAAGAUGCAGACGAGGAAAUCGAAUGCAGAUUGACUUAUACACAUCGAUUGAAGCUUGGGGUGACACCUAGCGACGAUUAUGGUAUCGUUUUGGCCGAGUUAACUGGUUUACCGAAGCCGAUUACGGAGAAGGCACGGAAAUACGCUUCUGAGAAACUGACGGUGGAUCGAGCUACAACCGAGUCGAACUCCUGGGAGAAGACAUGUUACGACCUCGUGGCGCAGUUGUACGAACUACUGGAAACGAACAAGUUCGAUCGAGAACGAAUCACCCUGCUUGUCAAACGUUUCAAUGAAAAGAUACCUCGCGUUGAACAAACUUUAGGAAACAAGAAAGAUGCUGUAGGAGUUGAAGCAGAUGUGCACAGAAAAAAGGAAAACCUUUCUAGAAAGCCCAUAUCAGAGACAGCUUAUUCCAAACAAAACUUUGAUGCAAGGAAUCGAUGUACGCAAGAAACUACUCGAGCAAACCCUGACUUUAGAACGGUUUCUCCUUCGUCCAGCACUUCUGGCAUUUCGAUGAACGCAGUUCCGUUAGAGAUCGGAAACCGUGGUAACAGUUCGAUUAGUAUACGUGGAAAAUGUAUGCCACUCGAUCGUACUUUCUCGACAAAUACGUCAUCUUUUUAUUCGGCGAUGGACAAUCGUCUUCGUUUAAAUGAACUAGAAAAACGACCAUCUGUAUCAAGUAAAAUCACGUUUGGAAGUAUGGAUCGCAGCGAAACAACGAGAAGUGAUUUAUCGCUGUCAUCGAUGAACCGAAUGUUACCGAUGCAGACGUCGAUGGAUAGUUCACUGUCAAAAUUAUAUGAUUAUUGUCUAUCGGAUAAUGAUUUCGAACCAUGCAAUGUAUCUCAGAUCACCUCUCUUAUGAGCGAUACGUUGUCUACUGAUGCGUUGAUUGACUCGAACGAACAGACAUAAAUAUUGUAAAAUGAACAUAACCUUUAUGAUUCGAUUUUAUUUAUUUUUGUAAUCUCAUUGUACCUGAUCAGUUAAAUGUGUACUAUGUAAACAAGUAUUAUUUGACAAUAAAUGUAUUUUAAAUUAAAAGAAUUAAUAUU